This is a messenger RNA of Mytilus trossulus (common blue mussel), 9025 nucleotides long. Its product is annotated as dolichyl-diphosphooligosaccharide--protein glycosyltransferase subunit STT3B-like. Lineage: Eukaryota; Metazoa; Mollusca; Bivalvia; Mytilida; Mytilidae. The record is from RefSeq and is a predicted model, not a curated record. The transcript is spliced from 17 exons. Gene Ontology annotation, molecular function: dolichyl-diphosphooligosaccharide-protein glycotransferase activity. Gene Ontology annotation, biological process: post-translational protein modification. Bases 14 to 2344 code for a protein of 776 amino acids. Gene Ontology annotation, cellular component: membrane.
AGCAUAAAUCAACAUGGCGGACGCCGGUGUGAAAACAGAGAUCAGAUCUUCAAUGUGGAAUCCCGGCGGUUUACAAAGCUUAUUGACAUUUGUUAUUUUGACUUUAACUUAUGUUGUGGCUUUUAGCUCACGUUUAUUUGCUGUCAUUCGCUUCGAAAGUAUAAUUCACGAGUUUGAUCCUUGGUUUAACUACAGGUCAACACAUUAUAUGGUAGAAAAUGGAUUUUAUAAUUUUCUAAAUUGGUUUGAUGACAGAGCAUGGUAUCCUCUAGGGAGGAUUGUAGGGGGUACUGUGUACCCUGGGUUGAUGGUGACAUCAGGAACUAUUCACUGGGUCCUAAGUCACCUCAAUAUACCAGUUCACAUUAGAGAUAUAUGUGUAUUUUUAGCACCAAUAUUCAGUGGUUUAACAGCACUGGCCACUUACUUUUUCACCAAAGAAAUAUGGAGUAAAGGAGCAGGGCUUUUUGCUGCAUGCUUUAUAGCUAUAGUGCCAGGCUAUAUCAGUCGUUCUGUAGCAGGAAGUUAUGAUAAUGAAGGAAUAGCUAUAUUUGCCUUAAUGUUUACAUAUUAUUUAUGGAUUAAAGCAGUAAAAACAGGAUCUGUGUUCUGGGCAGUUUUAACAGCUUUAUCUUACUUUUAUAUGGUCUCAGCAUGGGGAGGCUAUGUGUUUAUUAUAAAUCUAAUACCACUUCAUGUAUUUGUGUUACUACUCAUGGGUAGAUAUUCUAGAAGAAUCUUUAUAGCAUACACAUCAUUUUUCAUCGUAGGAUUAAUAUGUUCAAUGCAGAUACCAUUUGUAGGAUUCCAGCCAAUUAAAACAAGUGAACAUAUGGCAUCAGCAGGUGUAUUUGCCUUAGUGAUAGCCUAUUCCGCAUUGAAGUAUACACAAUCAUUUUUAAGCAAAGCAGAAUUUAAAUAUUUUUUCUUAGUAUCAGCAGCAAGCGCUGCAGGCUUUAUAUUCUGUACUGUCGUAGGAUUAACGUGGGCAGGUUACAUUCAUCCAUGGAGUGGGAGAUUUUAUUCCCUAUGGGACACAGGAUAUGCUAAAAUCCACAUCCCAAUCAUUGCCAGUGUGUCAGAACAUCAGCCUACAACAUGGGUCUCAUUCUUCUUUGAUCUUCAUAUAUUAGUGUGUGCAUUCCCUGCUGGUGUGUGGUAUUGUGUAAAGGAAGUUAAUGAUGAGCGUGUGUUUGUGAUAUUGUAUGCAAUCUUUGCCAGUUAUUUCGCUGGAGUAAUGGUACGUUUGAUGUUGACGCUGACUCCUGUGGUGUGUGUCUUAGCUGCCAUUGCAUUCUCCAAGACAUUUGAGAUCUAUCUAAAGGAUGAUUCACCAAAGUCCAGUUCUAAGGAGGAAGAGGAAGAAAAGAAACAAGACAAUAAAAACGACAGACUUUACGACAAACCUCAGGUUGCCAAACCAAAGAAAGUAAAAGAAGACCGUCCAAAAGAUCAGGACAGUGUUGGAAUGAACAUUAAAACAAUCAUUGUUAUAGCCCUACUGAUGAUGUUAAUGUUGUUUGCUGUCCAUUGUACAUGGGUCACAAGUAGUGCUUACUCUAGUCCUAGUAUUGUACUGGCUUCCUAUAAUCAUGAUGGAAGCAGAACAAUAUUGGAUGACUUCAGAGAGGCAUAUUUCUGGUUAAGACAGAAUACUGGUGACAAAGCUAGAGUAAUGUCAUGGUGGGAUUAUGGGUACCAGAUAGCGGGUAUGGGGAACAGGACAACACUGGUGGAUAAUAAUACUUGGAACAAUAGUCAUAUAGCUCUGGUUGGUAAAGCCAUGUCCUCCAAUGAGACAGCAGCUUAUGACAUCAUGAGGGCGUUAGACGUGGACUAUGUAUUGGUGAUAUUUGGUGGGGUCAUAGGUUACUCUGGAGAUGAUAUCAACAAAUUCUUAUGGAUGGUUAGAAUUGCAGAAGGUGAACAUCCGAAAGAUAUAAGGGAAAGUGAUUAUUUUACACCUCAAGGAGAGUUCCGUGUUGAUUCUGCUGGGUCUAAGACAUUACUGAAUUGUUUGAUGUACAAACUAUCCUACUACAGAUUUGGAGAACUUCAGCUUGACUUCAGAAGUCCCCCUGGAUUUGAUAGGACAAGAAAUGUAGAGAUUGGAAACAAGAACUUUGAUUUGACACACUUAGAAGAGGCUUACACUACUGAACAUUGGUUGGUUAGGAUAUAUCGGGUCAAAGAUUUGACAAAUAGAGAUAUUGUCACAAAUCAAGCUAUGCCAAAAGUUAAACCAAAGAAGAGGAGCAAGAAGACUGGUAAAAAGAAGACUGGUUCCAUCAAACACAAGCCUGUGGUAAAGAAGGGGAAGAAACUCAGCAAAUCAAAGAAUUAGACGCGUUAUUUGAAUAAGGUAUGGAUGCUGUUGGGACACAUGGUUUGACUGAACUGGAAGGAUGCUUUGUAUGAGUCUGUUGUGUUUUUGAUUAUAACAAGCAUGGACACUAAAGGAACAUGGUCACCUUUGGAAUUUAUUGUUGGAGAAUUUGGAACAUAUCAUCUGAGACAUUUUUUUGGGUUCCUUUAAAAUUUGUAUAAAAUAUUUGCCAGUAUAUAUCUGAUAAUAACAUGGUACAAGUGAGAAAGUGGAAUGUCUAUUUAAUUGCUAUUUAAAAACAAUUGUUUUCAUGGAUGAUUUGUUAGAAUUUUCCUUGGCUUUUAUAGUCACAAAAAAUUAAAACUUCAGCUUUUUUCAAAAACUUAAAAAUUUGUGUCGAUGAAGGAAUAUAAGAUGUAACUAUUAGAAAUACCAUAAUUGAUUUCUUAGCUUGUUUUUAGGUUUCUAAAACCUUUUCGAUGAGUUAAGAAAUAUUUAACUUUUGUUAAAAAAUGAGAUAGUGAUGAUGGUAUUUGAAUGUAUAAGAAAGUACUAGAUUUGAAUAAAUACUGUUCAAAUUUCAAUUUUUGUCAAUUAAGGAAAAAUUCGAUUUUUGUUUAUUUUUAAUUUCAUGGUAUUUUCUUAGUCUGCAUACAAGCCUUUAGAAAUCUUUACUAAAUUGCAAAUUUAAAUUACUGUUUACAGGUUCCCCUAAAAUUCUUCAAUAUCACAUGAUAAAUGAAUCCACAGUUCCAAAUUAUUUGCUUUGAAGAAUUAUGAAUACUAUUAAAAGUAUAGUUCUUGUAUUCUUUCAUACUAUAAAGAUGUAAAAAUUUAAUAUCAUUGAUUUCAAAAUGGUCAUAUAUUGUCAUUAGGGUGAAUUGGGGAUAUAUUAAGUGAAUGCCUUUGUAUGAUUGUGAUGGUUUUUUUUGGUUUUUUUUCAAAAGUUAUUAUUUUGAAAAGAUAUUUUUUCCGAAAACAGACUUUUGUACCCUGUUAAUACAUGAUAGAAUCUUGUUAUUUAGAUCCACAAUAAUCAGAGGUCACAUUUUAUAAUUUAGCAUUCUUUAUUUUGACUUCAAUCAUUAGUGUAGAUAUUAUACAUAAAUUUCUUUAAAAUGAAUGUGAAAAAGUUGUCUUCAUUAUAAGGUGCAUGCGGUGUAAGAAAGAGUUGAUAUGUGUUGAGAAAGGAAAUUGACAAUGAUUUUGAGAGCAUCUUUAUAUUUCAUUUAAUAGUAUGUGUUGUUAUUAAUUUGUUAAUUAAUUUUAUUUAAAUUUAUAUCAAUAAAUUUAAUAUGCUUUUUUUCUGUAUUAUGUUUUGGUGCAAUUAUUUUUAAAUUAAGGAGAAUAGUUCUACAUUAAAUGUCAUUCCAUUAUCAUAAGAAGUGAAUAUGAUUCUUGAAAUAUUUUUUUUUAUUAAUGACUUCCUGACAUGAAAUAUCAUCCUAAGAAUUUUGUUCACAAUUCACCAGCAAAUUAGACCUUACUAUUUCAUUGUAAUAAGAUCUAUUAAUUGUACGUACAAGUGGUUAGAUACAGACAUUGCAUAGUUUAUAGAAUAUCUUGCAUGGUGGUCUUUUUUCUGUCAGUCACUAAGGGUGUUAAAAUAUUAUUGUGUGAAAAUAGAUAGGAGGCACUAAAGUUUUUUUUUUUUUUUUUGUAAUUACUUAUCUGUAAUGUCUUUCUAUAUAAGUAGUUGUCACAAAACUACAGGCCACAGAUAUAUAGUAAUCUGCAAUGUUGAUACUUUUGUAACAAAUAUAAAAGUUUGUUGAGGUAUUUACAGCAACAUGACAGCUUUAACUAAAUCAAUCAUCAGUAAUAUGCAUUGAGAGUUGACCUUGUUUCACCAAUUCUUUUAUUUAAAGCAGUACUUGUAAGAUAGUACCCAUAGAAACCAAAAAUCUUGUUGAGGAAUUUUGUUUGUUACUUUGAAGGUAGCGUCUAGCUUUAUGUUCUGUUCAUUUAUUUUGAUUGAUUUUUCAUUUUUAUUCAUUGAAAGCUAGACAUAUUUGAAGAGUUGACAUAACAUAUGCCUCAAUUGAUGGUUUAUAUAUUUUUAAGGAAGUAAUACAUUACUGCAACAAAACAUCUAUUUAUGCCUAUAAUUCUUUAAAUUACUGCCAUCAAAUAAUUUUCUCCAGCUCUUUUUAAAAAACUUAAAAAACUUUCACAAAAACCUAUAAAGAUAAUAUAAUUCACAAACAUUUCCAUAUAUCACUGGUGAUAAAUUUUAAUCUCUUUUUUUUUGUAUAAAGAAUGUCUGAGGGACAUCGGAAUUGUUUUAAUCUGGUUGAAUUCUGUUGUACAUUUAUUUUAACACUUUUCUCUAUAAUGCCCAUGUUUCGUGUGGGAAUUUGUGGUUGAGCAGCAUUUACUUUUGGUGGUGUAUUUUUAUGGUCACGUAUAUAAAUUUGGUAAGGACUUAAAUGUCUUUAGUGUACAAGUUUCAGCUUUUGUGUAAAUGCAGUUUAAAUGUUUAGGAAGUGGAAGAAUAUGUUUGUGUUGUAAUUUUCUGUUUUUGUAUUCAUAUUUUUACAACAUAUUAUUACAAUUUGAUUACGAUUUUAGUGGAUGUUCUUUUGUAGUCUUUAUUGAUGAUAAUACACAUUUGCUAAUUUGGUGUCUAAACUGCCCAUGGGUAUUUAUUGAUAAAAAUUAUUCAUUCGUAAAGUUAUCAAAGUAAAGGUUUAUUUUCUUCCUGCUGAAUAAGAUGAUUUUUAGUAGGAAAAAUAAAGGUCCAUUUUCUGCCUGUUGGAUUUAAAGUUUUUAAGUAAGUACAUUGAAUUUCUUAGGAUAUAUUUAUAUUGUAGUAUUUAUAUAUAGUCCUAAAAGAUCCAAGGAAAGAAAUCCCUAUUACAGAUACAAUAAAUAAUCUCGUUAAUCCUUUCCAUGCAAGUGGGUUAAUGCACUUUCUUCUUCACUCUUCACAGAUUUUUCAAGUAAACCAAGGUGAUUUAUAUAAAAUGUUGCCCCUAAUAUUCACUAUUACCAUAAUACUAGGGAGAGAAUGGCUAAUUCCACAAACACGAACACCCACAUUUAAUUUCUUUCAUUGAUAUUUGUUUUCUUAGUUUGCUUAAAUCUUUAAACAAGCUAUCAAAUAUGUGUACUCUGUUGAACAUCAAAACUUGUGGUUAACCUAAAGCCAUGAAAUCCACCAAAACUGGUAUCCAACGAAUACAUUAAAUCCAGAGUAGAUGUUGCAUGGUAAAUAAAGAAAAUAUACUACUAGUUAGUUACAAUUUCCCCCAUUUAUGCUGAAAGUUUUUGAUUCAUGCCUGAUUAACUGUUGUUUAGAUGACACCAGUAUCAAAGUUUUUGAUUCAUGCCUGAUUAACUUGUUUAGAUGACACCAGUAUGAACGUUUUUGGAACAUGGCCUAUAUAACAAACUAUUGUGAUGGAUGUAAAAUAUUAUUCAUACUUUGACAUGUUGCAAUGGUCAAGAAAUGUCACAAUUAAAAAAAAUGAUGUUAUUUUUUUUUAUAUAAAGCCAGGAAUAUAUAUAUAUAUUAGACUGAGUAUACUUCCUAGGUUACAUGCAGCAAAUGCCAAAAUUGAGAAAAAAAUCUCAAAAACAUAUAUUUAUUAUUUGUUAUCUUACUGGUAUGAAGCAAAGAGGCUUUAAAACUUACUAAACCCAGUAUCUUACAAAAAUGAAGAAUCUUUGUCACAAAUACAUUUUUUUUGUUAAUAGUGGAAUACAUAAAACUGGUUUUAUGUUUAUGAUUACAUUCCUUGUGUCUAGGGUCUAUUGCUAUUUUAAAGACAUCUAUUUCAUAAAAAAAAAAUUACUUUUAAGUCCUGAACAUUUAAAAAUAAGUGAUGAUUUUUGUCUUAACAUUUUUUUGGUGAAAAGAGCACCUGCACCGUAAAUGAUAAAAUGUCUAUGGCUUUUUCUUAAAAACAAUCUUGGUGGUGGAGAAGAUAACUUGAAAUUCUUAGCGUAACAUUUGUAAAAUGUAUUGAAAACUUUCUCUCGUAUCUGGCACCUUUUUUAGCUCACCUGGCCCAAAGGGCCAAGUGAGCUUUUCUCAUCACUUGGCGUCCGGCGUCGUCCGUCGUCUUUAACUUUUACAAAAAUCUUCUCCUCUGAAACUGCUGGGCCAAAUUAAUCCAAACUUGGCCAUAAUCAUCAUUUGGGUAUCUAGUUUAAAAAUUGUGUGGCGUGACCCCGCCAACCAACCAAGAUGGCCCCCAUGGCUAAAAAUAGAACAUAGGGGUAAAAUGCAGUUUUUGGCUUAUAACUCAAAAACCAAAGCAUUUAGAGCAAUUCUGACAUGGGGUAAAAAUGUUCAUCAGGUCAAGAUCUAUCUGCCCUGAAAUUUUCAGAUGAAUCAGACAACCUGUUGUUGGGUUGCUGCCCCUGAAUUGGUAAUUUUGGGGAAAUUUUGCUGUUUUUGGUUAUUAUCAUGAAUAUUAUUAUAGAUAGAGAUAAACUGUUAACAACAAUAAUGUUCAGCAAAGUAAGAUCUACAAAUAAGUCAACAUAAUCAAAGUGGUCAGUUGACCCCUUUAGGAGUUAUUGCCCUUUAUAGUCAAUUUUUAACCAUUUUUCGUAAAUCUUAGUAAUCUUUUACAAAAAUCUUCUUCUCUGAAACUACCAGGCCAAAUUUGAACAAACUUGGCCGCAAUCAUCAUUGGGGUAUCUAGUUUAAAAAAUGUGUGGCAUGACCCGGCCAACUAACCAAGAUGGCCGCCAUGGCUAAAAAUAGAACAUAGGGGUAAAAUGCAGUUUUUGGCUUAUAACUCAAAAACCAAAGCAUUUAGAGCAAAUCAAACAGGGAAUAAAAUUGUUUAUCAGGUCAAGAUCUAUCUGCCAUGAAAUUUUCAGAUGGAUCGGACAAACCGCUGUUUGAUUGAUGCCCCUGAAUUAGUCAUUUUAAGGAAAUUUUGCCGUUUUUUGUUAUUAUCUUGAAUAUUAUUAUAGAUAGAGAUAAACUGUAAAGAGCAACUAUGUACAGCAGAGUAAGACUUAAAAAUAAGUCAACAUGACCUAAAUGGUCAAUUGACCCCAUAAGGAGUUAUUGCCCUUUAAAGUCAAUUUUUAACAAUUUUCAUAAAAUUUGUAAACUUUAAUUAACAUUUUCGACUGAAACUCUUAGGCCAAGUUCAAUAUAGAUAGAAUGUUUGUAAGCAGCAAGAAUGUUCAGUAAAGUAAGAUGUACAAACACAUCACCAUCACCAAAACACGAUUUUGUCAUGAAUUCAAAUGCGUCCUUUGUUUAAUAUUCACAUAGACCAAGGUGAGCGACACAGGCUCUUUGGAGCCUCUAGUUUUAUCAGGUAAACUCAUAGGGAGCAACCAUAAGGGAAUUAUUUACUUUGUCCCAGAUUUUGCAAGGAAUUGAUUAGGACCAACAAUUAAAUGUUUAUUAGCUAAUAUAUACCCUUGUCUGGUUGGACAUGUAAACUUUGUUGUAUUGCAAUUAACUUUUUGUUAUAUUUUUCAUUAUUAAGACCAGUAUUUUAUAGAAUUUGAUUUAUUGUUGAAAUUAAUCAUCUUAGAGUAAUUUAAAUCAUGUAAAAACUAAAUUUCAAAGAGAAUAAAUGUUUUUUUGGUAAUAUUUAGAUUAUAAGCAAUGAUUUUCACAAUAUAGAAAUGUUAAAAGGCAAGCAUUUAUUUAUGCGUAAAAACAUUUGUAUAAACAGCUUUUCUUUUUUAUUGCUACCUGUACGUUGACAAAAUUAUUAUGCCAAAUUCACUGUUCCAGAAUAUGAUGCUUUCUGGGUAAUUUUUUCAAAGGUGUACACUAAAAAUGUUAUGAUUGCCUCUAAUAAAGUAUUAAAUUCUAUAUAAGUUACCUUUUGGUUAAUCUCAAUUUCAGAUUAGUAUACAAACAAUGAAAUUACCCAUAAUCCAUUAGAUUUUGAAUGUCCAAGUACAAUUAUAUAUAUAUUUGAACAUAGGUUAAAAUCUGCUGCCUCUUAUUUAUACACCUUACAUUAUUUUAUCUGCCAUUAUCUGCACAUGCAAUUGGUUUAGCAGACGACAUAUGGAUACCUGAUUGAGAGUACUAUGGUUCUUUUUAUAAGAUAAUUUUUCAAGAGUUGUAUGUGUAAUGAUCUAAUGCAGACUGUUAGUUGUUUUGUGUAAAGUCUAUGAAACUGUAUGUAAUUGUUGUUUACUUAUUGAGGAUUAAAACUAAAACAGAAAAUAUGUGUUAAACAUUUUAUAUGCAUGACUUUUUUAUUGUAAUACAUAGAGUUGGGGCAAAACUGAAGCCAAUAGCAUUUAUCUGCUCAAAUUUCAAUUUAUUUAGUAACUUUAGGCUAAGGAAGUGGCAUGAAAAUUGGUUGUAAUAAAAGUAGCAGAAAGCCAGACAGGGAUUGCUUGUCUCUGAUGAAAGUCGCAGAAAGCAAGACAUGGAUUGCUUGUCUUUGAUGAAAGUUGUAGAAAGCCUGACAGGGAUUGCUCAUCUGGCAACAACAGCCUCAGCUCAAGCGUCAACAAUUGUAAAGUUUUCUGCUUUAGUUAGUUUGAUUAGAACUACUUGUGAUAUUAACUUAGAAGUUACUUUACUACCAGCUCAUAUCAGUUUGAUGACUAUUUUGAGGCCCUGCCCACUAGGACAUGGUCCAGUGACUUUGAAUUAAUUAGAAUUUUUCAAUGUUAUGUUUUCUGCUCAAGUUAAAUUGAUAGAAUUUACUUGUGAUAUAUCAAUGAUAUUUUGUAUAAUAAAAUAACAUUACUGUC